Messenger RNA from Spinacia oleracea (spinach), 1803 nucleotides. RefSeq lists its product as uncharacterized. Lineage: Eukaryota; Viridiplantae; Streptophyta; Magnoliopsida; Caryophyllales; Amaranthaceae. The transcript has a single exon. The record is from RefSeq and is a predicted model, not a curated record. Bases 1 to 1803 code for a protein of 600 amino acids.
AUGAAUGCUCCCAAGGAGCCUAAAGUGAAGCCGCCAGCUAUUGACGCCUAUGAUUGCACGUCUGACCCUGAUGUACAUCUCUUGGCCUAUCGGCAUCAUAUGUAUGUCCAGGGAACUACUGAUGCAACUUGGUGCAAAUACUUCCCGUCCACGCUGAAAGGAGUUGCCUCAAAAUGGUUUGAGAAGUUGCCCCUGGGAACGAUCAACACUUAUGCAGAAUUAGAGAUGUUAUUUUCUGCAAGAUUUAUGGCUUAUAAAGAAGAGAAGAAGACGAGUAUGCAUUUGGGCCGAAUACCGCAAGGGAAAGAUGAAUCCUUGCGAAGUUAUGUUCGACGUUUCAAUUUGGAGUCAGGACAGAUUCCAGAUCUACCUGACGGGGUGGCCUUUGAUAAUUUCUUUAGGGGACUUAAGAAGGGGUCCUUUAAGUUCGAUUUGGUGAAGAAAAGUGUGAGAACUAUGGCCAACGCUCUGGAUGAGGCCGAGUCCUUUAUUCAUGCCACUAAAAUCUGCUCCGUCCCUAAGGAGUCUAAGGGAACAGAGACCACUGACCAUCCGCAGCGCAAGGAAAAAUCAGAUAAAAAGACCAGCCGUCCGAAUGGGACAUGGGCCAUUGAAAAGAAAGGAUAUCAGGCAAACCAGUCCCAAGGACAGAAGAGAGGACGACCCUAUGACAAAGAAAGGUUCGAGUACAACACCGACUUGUAUACGAUACUGCUAGAUGUCAGUGAUAGAUAUGAGAUUGAUCGCCCGUUUCCCAUGAAGUCGCCGGUAGAAACUCGGGACAGCUCUCUUUACUGCAAGUUCCAUUGUGAUGUAGGACAUGAAAAAAAAGAUUGCAAGAGUCUCCGUAGAGCUCUUGAUGGAUUAGCCGCUAAAGGAUUUCUGAAAUCUUAUCUCAGCUCGAGCACAGGGGGAAGUGGUAAAAAAUUCUACAAGAAAAGCAAGUCACCGUCAUACCGCCGUGAUGACAACGACACUGAUCCAGAAAUUGUGGCCGUCAUUUCAGGGGGUCUAGCCGCUGGGGGCCCAACAAUGAGAGGUCAAAAAGACUAUGCAAGCCGGUUGGGGCAGGUCAUGUUGUCUGGAAAAGCUCCAAUGGACCACUUCCCUAAAGUGGAGAUUUGUGAAUCUAACAGGGGCAAGAUCGCCACUCCUCACGACGACCCCCUGGUUAUUGAAUUGAAGGUAGUAAACCUCAAAGUAAGGCGUAUUUUAGUAGAUACGGGGAGUUUGUCAGACAUUAUCAGCACAGCUUGUCUAAAUCGUCUUGAGCAUGAUCCUAAGACAAUUGAAAAGAUAUAUUACCCGAUCAUUGGAUUCGGAGGCGGCAUAAUUCAUCCCCAAGGGAUAAUCACUCUGCCCCUACGAGUAGGAGGCCGGCAUCAGAGUAAGAACCUGAACGUCCGAUUUCUAAUUGUGAAAGACCUCACCGCUUACAAUAUCAUACCGGGGCGCCCAACUUUAAAUCAAGCCAAAGCAGUGGUCGUCACUCAUCUUAUGCUCAUGAAAUAUGUUUGUGAUAAAGGCCAAGUCGGCACUAUUCAUGGUGAUCAACAGCUAGCAAGAGAUUGUUAUCUUACUACGGUAAAUCCCGAGGCUUGGGGGAAGACUGACGAAGCACGAACAAGCUCGAAAAGAAAGCUAGACAAAAUAGAGGAGAAAGUCAAGAAAGAAACCUUCACCAUUGCCACGGCGCACAUGGAGGCAAGGCGACCUGAGCCGGUUGGUGGACAUUAUGAAAUCAUCCUCGAUGAAACACGUCCAGAUAGGACGGUGCCAGUAGGGGUCUCUCCUGACUGUUAG